CCCCCAACCCCACAUCACCAUGUCCACAGAUCUUGAGAUCAGAGUGCCAGUGAUCAAGAUAAAUGCUGAUAUCAGCACAGAUGAGCGGUGCACAAGUCGAGAAGUAGAAGAGUGCCACACCCCAAGAUCCCCGCAGCACAUGAUUCCCACAACCCUCAGCUGCCCGCCCGCACCGAGGAAGCGACGGCGCUCCGCCGCAUGCAAGAGGAAACUGUGGGAGCUGGAGUUCUUCGAGACGGUGGCGAGGGAGGAAGUUGAAUCGCUAUUCACAACGGCUGAAGAGGGGCACUUCAAUGCCUCCACCAAGAGGAAAUGUGUAAUGUGAUAAAAAAAGGAUUUUUAAUUAUGGAUUUUUUUUUUAUAAUUUUAAUAUAUGUAGUUUUUGAGCUUGGAAAAAUUAAUGUAUAGAAAUUAUGUAUGUAGGUUUACACGUUUUAAUUUUUAUAUAUUUGUGAAUUAUUGAUCUGAAUUAUAGGAUUUUUAUAUUAAUAACUAA
Messenger RNA from Sesamum indicum (sesame), 496 nucleotides. RefSeq lists its product as uncharacterized. Gene Ontology annotation, biological process: regulation of DNA endoreduplication. The record is from RefSeq and is a predicted model, not a curated record. NCBI's taxonomy places the organism in Eukaryota, Viridiplantae, Streptophyta, Magnoliopsida, Lamiales, Pedaliaceae.